AAUCUAAAAAGUAGAAAAAGAAAAGUUAAAAAAGGAAACCUCGUUUUUUACUGACUCGAUGCCGUGUUUUUCCCCGCGUUGUUUUCGACACCACGUGUGAGGCCUGGUAAAUCGAGACUUCGCGGCCAUUCGCUUGUUCCGUGGGUCGUUGAAGGAGACUAUGUCGGAGUUUCGCUACUCGACCGACAAUUUCAAUGAACCGGAACCCAUAUCCAACAGACCAGCGACAAUAUGGGGAGUUGUUAUAUCGUGUCUGAUAGUCUCGUGGAUAUGCGUAAGCCUUCGACUUUAUGUUCGAUUAUUGAUAGUCCGGGCUCCGGGAUGGGAUGAUUUAUGUGUUCUGCUCUAUUUGCUUAUGGUCACUGCUGGAUCGAUAGCAGUAUGUGUCGGCGUCACGACUGGCCUUGGCAAGCAUUUUUUGCUACUUCAACCCUGGCAAGCUAAGGGUUUCCUGAAGACCUUUUACAUCGGAAACGCCACCUACGUAACUGCGACGGCACUAAUAAAAGAGGCGCUUCUGCUUCAGUAUCUUCGGGUCUUCGAACGGGGAAUCUUCGUUCGCCGGUUUCUAAUUAUUCUAAUCAUAUUCACCGCCCUCUGGGGAGUGGCGUUUUCUUUCCUUGCCUGGGUACCAUGCGUACCUGUAUACACUUUCUGGGAUGACGGAGGUGGUCCAAAUUGUUUCGGCUACGGCUCAUCGUACGCGGCCCCUUUCAUCGCCACUUUCCAGAGCCACGCCGCCAUAAACAUGUUACUCGACACUCUGGUGCUCAUCAUCCCGCUUCCGCUCUUCUUCAGAGACGGCGCGACAGCGUGUACUCGCAUACGGCUCGUUGGCUUGCUCUCUAUGGGUAUAUUCGUUCUCGUUUUUGCGACCUGGCGGCUGGUAACGAUUAUUGAACACCAAGUCGCUACAUGGCCUACUCGGGAUCCCACAUGGUACGGGCCUAUCAGUAUCGUUUUGGCCGUUCUUGAAGUAGAUGCAGCAUCAAUAUGUGCUAGUGUUCCGAUAUUCUGGCCGGUACUGCGAAAGAUGGAGUGGGGUAAAAUAUUCGUGACGCAAGAGGUUAACAUCACGCGAGAAACGCGGUAUAUGGAUGAUGAUGAGGACCGACUGACGCGAGAUACGACCCAUAGUAGAACCGGUAGCGAGGCGGACUUAGGGGGCGACGGCGGAAGAACAGGUAUGAGGAAUAAGGGGAUGUAUUACCAGGAUUCGUACGUCUUGAGCCAGGUCGAUCCGUUACACACAUCAGGCGACCGUGUACACGCGACUGUACGCAGCGAUGGGGUGAAGGGUAGUUCAAAAACAUGGAUAAAAAUAUAAGAGAAGGCAUAAAAUUGAAUUUAAAACCAUUAACUCCUAUGUCUUCCCCAUUUGCCGAUAACCUGGAUCUAUCUUUAGCAAC
Molecule: messenger RNA, 1409 nt
Organism: Annulohypoxylon maeteangense
Lineage: Eukaryota; Fungi; Ascomycota; Sordariomycetes; Xylariales; Hypoxylaceae
Exons: 4
Coding region: 161-1327 (388 amino acids)
Source: RefSeq, a predicted model, not a curated record